CCUUCCAGUGUGGCAGAGCUGCACACAUGCGCUGUGGCCCCUUCUCCGGCAGUUGCUCGUUAUGUACCCAACUGGUCGUACAGCAGUGUGUUGGCUCCGUAUGAGGUUCAGUGCGUUUUAAUUAACCGACGUGUGCGGAUUACAACCCGGUCGUCCAAGGAACUCAAUGUAGUGGUUUUUAGCGUGUCGUCACCACACGACUAUUCGCAUUCAUCGUGGCACACCGAUUUGUGCGAAUUUACCCCAGAAAAGUGUUGUUUGGCUCAAAAUUCGCGCUUUGUGGAUAUUUUUGGUGCAAAGGAAUUUUUCAUGUGGUGGCCUAAGACGUUGCUCUGAGAGUGCAAAAAUCUUCUGAAGAAGAAAUUCAAGAAGAAACCAACGCAUUUCUGUGUAGUGUGCUUGAGGAUUACAGUGCACCUCUUCGUGACCUCAACAAUGGGUCCAAGACGUGAUCUCACCGUUGAAACGUGAAUUGAGAAUUCUCUCAGAUCACACAGAAUAAACUUUACACAAGUGUGUGGAUGCAAAAAAAAAAUAACCACGAAGAAACAUUCAAGAAACUAACAAAUUGUACUUGACGAUAAAGAGAAGAAGCAAAAGGAACUCAUGCGAGGAGGAAUUAUGUAAAUUCCAAGAGGGAAGUCUCAAAGAGAAGGAAACCAAAAUAAUCGAGAUUCUUCGUGUGUCCACGUGUGUGUGUGUGCAUAGCACGAGAAAGUCAAUAAAAUAAGCAAAGUGUUCUUGUUGAAGAGUGACCAAGGUUCGAGGAGUGUUGUUUAAUAGAAUCUUAUUUGCUUUACACAACCCAAAAGAAAAAUAAUAAGAAGAAAGUGUAAGAAAGGCACAGAAAGUGGAAAAUAUAUAGAAGAGUUUUAAACGUGAAUGAGGAAGUGAUUUUCAUGUGAACAUUGCGCCAGUCUUUAAGUGAAGUGUUUCGAUAUUUAUUUUUGGAUAUUAAUCCUAUAUAGGUGAACAAAGAGAGAGAGAGGGAACACAAGGAUAUCAAUACAGCAAGACAGUCGCUCUGCGAGCCCGCGUUUUUUGCUCACCCAUUCCCGGAUAAACCCCAUGCGAAUGCUGCAUAGUCUAUGUACAACGACGGGUAUAUAGCACGAAAUUAUGAUAUCUUGCCAUCCACACAGGACACAACCCGCAAAAAUUGAUUAAACACAUCAACGCAUUGCUGUAGAGCACAAGAAUUUAACGUGGUGGCAAUAGAAGCAUCUCAAGCACCAUACUUCACAAAAAGACAAAUCCAUCCUCCGGACACGCUCGAGGUAUUAAAUGACAAUCACUUAACACCUUCUGCGCUUCCGACCAGACAAAUGCGAAAGAUGCCCGAGAGCGUCACCGGCCGGAAGGCGCCAAUAUCUCGCCAUUGGGUACUCGUUGUCGUGUCCAUGCUGAUGGUGCUGAGCAGCCCUGGGGUGCACGGUGAGGUGGACUGGGGUCAAACGUGUGGCACAUGCAGCUGCAAAUGGGUAUCGGGCAAGAAGACAGCCGACUGCCGGAAUGCAUCACUGAGUAGUGUGCCAACGGAGUUGAGUAGUGAGCUUCAGGUGUUGGAUUUGUCCCAGAAUAACAUCCCGGAGAUUCGACGGGAGGAAUUUAGUGAUGCCAAUCUGCAGAAUGUGCAUAAGCUCUUUAUGCGCAACUGUACGCUGCAGGAUGUACACAGGGACGCCCUCAAGGGGCUACUAAUACUCAUUGAGUUGGAUUUGUCCAACAAUCUCAUACGCACCCUACCUGUGGGUGUCUUCGGUGGCCUCAUUAAAUUGCGCACAGUUAUUCUCAAUAAUAACCAAAUUGAGGUGCUCGAAGAUAGAUUAUUUGAAAAUCUUAAAUUCCUCUAUCGAAUUGAACUGAAGAACAAUCAUUUGAGAACAAUAGGGCUCAAUACCUUUGUCGAUGUGCCCGUCCUCCUGCAAAUCUACCUGGACUCCAAUAAGCUCAGCAUACUGAAGAAGGAGUCCUUUGAAGGCUUGGAAAAGCUCGCCAGCUUGUCGAUCCUGCAGAAUCCGUGGAAUUGCUCGUGUGAACUGCAGCAUUUUCGGGAUUUCAUCAUAAGUCGAAAUCUCUAUACAAACCCCACAACGUGCCAUGAUCCGCCACAUUUGCGCGGGAAGGCAUGGUCAGAUGUACCAUCGGAGAAUUUUGCCUGUCGCCCAAGGAUCGUAAUGCCACGAGCGGGAGCAUCCCUCGAUGCAGGUGGGGACAAUGUAACACUAACGUGUAGGAUAAAGGGAUCACCGAAGCCUGAUAUUUCGUGGAUCUUCAAUAAGAAACCCCUCAAUAGCUACGACACCCGGAUACAUGUCCGGAAUUCGCUGGAACCAAGCCGACGCGACGGCCUGGACAGUUACACGUCAGACUUGACAAUUGUGGGUGUUCGAACGAGUGAUAAAGGAACGUACACGUGUGUGGCUGCUAAUCGCGGUGGUAAGGAUGAAGCGAACAUCGUCCUUGCCGUUCCAGCAAAUUCCUUUGGUGGCUCUGGCUCAGCGUCAGGGCAAUUCCCAAAACUCCUUCUUGUUGUCUGCCUUAUUACCAUCGGUUUCCUCCUACUUCUGCUCAUUGUGGUGUUCCUCUUUUGUUGCUACUGUCGUCGCGUGAAGAAGUACAACAAAAAUGGGUCCAUCAGUGAAAAUGGCCUAGUUGUGUCGAAAAUUGAUAAAUCCCAAAAUGAAUCAAUGCUCGAGGGUGGAUCAGUGAUUAUGGAGAUGCAGAAGAGUCUCCUGACUGAGGUGAAUCCCGUGGAGAAGCCACCACGGCGAUCGGACGUGGAGUCAAAUGGUGCAAUUGAUACGGACGACGGGCAUGAAGUCAAGAAGACUCUCCUCGAUGAGACGGCUUUUGGCAGUCAUGACGAUGAAACACAAUCUGUUGCACUGUCCGACACAACGCCACGCUCUCGGCAAACUUUUGUAGAUGAUGGCUACGGUACGAAUUUGCCACCGGACCUGCUGGCCUUCCCGGCACAUUUCUCGCAGUCGCCGUCAUUGCAGACGUCCGUGACCAAUAUGCAGGACCAUCGGCUGUAUGGUAAGUCACCGCUGUCGAGUCCGGUGUACCAGCCGACGAACCCAAGUGCCGGCGUCUACGCCACUGGCUUCCGUACGUUGCAGCAUCCGGCAAAGGGUGCCGCCAAGGUGGCCAAUCACCGUGCCCAAUCACCCUUUACGCCGGCACCACUGCUGUACCAGCCUGUGGUCAUGAAGCAAGGCUACGUGACCAUCCCACGGAAACCCCGAACGCCAAGUUGGAGUGCAGCCUCGACGCCUACAACAGCCACAACGGCGGAAUUUCCCGCCACAACACCGGCAGACGAGUACACAGAGCCUGUGUACGACAACCUAGGACUACGAACAACAGCAGCGGGCAAUUCGGUGCUCAAUCUCAAUAAAUUGGGUACUGGAAAAGGAGCUCAGAAGUACACAAUGAAGGACAGGCCAUUGCCGGCAACACCCUCUGCCACGUUGGGACAGUACGAACCCCUAGGACCCGCCCCUGAGGCUGACACCCCCUAUGGCGCCAAGACAAAACCCACGAAGAUUCCACCCAGGCCCCCACCAAAACCGCCCAAGAAGAAGCUCUCCGUAACCAGCGUCGGUAGCACCAGCCAGUUGUUCGAGGACGAAGGUGAGGAUGGAACGGAAGUUUAGUGGUGGGAGUUAAAACGGCUCCUUGUGCCGUUGCUUGGCGCCUAAACGCUUCACGGCGUCCAAACACAAAAACAGUGUGAUUUAAACAAAAUGAAAAAAAAACUAUCUCCUAUAAAACAUAGUGCAUGAAAGGGGAAAAAUGAGCAUAAUUUAUGUAAUGUGAGAACGCGAGUGCCAACCUAAAAAAAAAACAAUUUGUUUUUUUAAAUAAUAAAAAAGGAAAUUAAAAAAAAAAUACUGGAAAAAUUUCCCAAACUUCGAGGAGGGAGAGAAAAUAUAAAUUUUGCAUUUGCGUGCAAAAUUGUGUAUACAAGUACCUAUAUAUUUUAGCCCGGAAUACACAAAAUUGACCAACGACAAUGAUUUAUUAUUUUGACGACUAAAAAUGCUGAAAAAAAAAUUACAGAGCCACAUACAAGUGAUUGUUGGGCAUGGUUUUAUUAACUGAACCAUGAGAUAUGAAAUAUGAAUUGAAUUUCAAAAUAUUUAUUGAAGAGAAUGGAAAGUUUAAAAAAAAAUGAAGAUAAUGUGUAAAAUCGAGUGCCUUUCAUCGUUCUCCAAAAAUGUUAAAGCUGAAAAGUGAGUGAGUGUAGUAGCGAAGAUGUUUUAAAAAAAAAGUGCAGGUUAACCCGCCGAGAACAAAAGAAAACUUCCUUUCUCAACCCUAAAUGCCCUUAACUUUAUUUCUUACCCCUAUUCAGAUUAAAGGCUUAACCCUUGAAUUGUUAAAUUGGUUAGACAACUUUUACGUCUUUACUCAACUUUUCAUUUGAGUUCCCUAAAUCCAAAACCUAAUGCUAAAGGUAGGCAAAAUUACGGGGUUAGCACCUAUCCCCUCUUUAUAUUCCAUUACCUAUCAUCGUGUAAUUUUUAUUUAAAAACGAAAAUCGUGCAGAUUUGCUCAAGCACAAGAAUUUCCUCAACAAUUUGAAAUUCUCAAAAGAACGACUCUUCUAACACUUUGUUUUAAAAGUGUUUUCCUAAUUUUAAGAAAAAAAAAACUUUAGCAUCUACAAAAUUUAGUAUAAAGGCGCGUGGAAAUUCCAUUCAUUUGAUGUGAAAACUGUUUCGAGACUGAUUUGACACUUCUUUUGGUAUUAAAAAAAAAUACGUACACAAAUUUUUUAAAUAUAAAUCAACAUUUUUUUGGUUGUUUUCGUGCAUUUGUGUUGCUGUGAAUUUUUAUUUGAAGCUCAAAAAAUUAUUUAGUCAAAAUUUAAACGAAUCAGUUAAGCUAAUUGAACUCAUAAGAAGUAAUUUUAUCGGUUACGUUAACAUACAGUCUUAGUUUUUGAAGUUUUUUAACAUCUUGUAUCAAAAGUUUGACAAAAUAGUGGAUUUAUUUUGUAAUAACUGCAGCUUUUUCAAAAACUAAAUAAACAAACGCACGUUAAACUAUUUUUAUGUAGUUAGUUCAAAAUCUUUGCUGAACAAACUUUAUUUACCAGCUGACUAAAAUUGUAUUUCGCUGCAUACAAAAAAGCUGCAGUUUUUCAAAACUUUUAAAACACUUUUAAAUUCCUUUCAAAUUUUAGUUUUAUUACCUAGUUCAAUUCCUAAAGCAAUUAAAUCAGCGUUUAUUUACUUUUAUUCCAUCCUAAACCAGUUUAGUCCAAUCUUAAAACUUUUAUUCUGAUGUGCAAACAAAUUGAGAUAAAAUGUAGCUUUUUAUAUGGUUAAAAGCAAAAGAAAAAGAAAACGAUUUUAAAUAAAAGUUAGUAAUAUAUUUAUAAAUUUUUAGUAUAUGUAUUGUCUUUUAUAUUUUAUAAAUGAUUAAAGAAGAAAAAAACGAAUUAAUUAGAUUUUUUUUAAAUAAAAAUAAUUUUUAAUUUCCUAAAUUUAACUCUACUUUUAAGUCACUUCUAGGCGGACCAGUUUGUGAAUCUUGAACCACAAAAAAUCUCUUAAAAAUAGUUUAAAAAAAAAAACUUUCUUUCUAAACAAUCCAUACUUCCAUUUGCAUUAGAGAGACCCACAAAUUGUUAUUUUAUUGGUAAUAGAAAAUAAAAGAAUUCUUGAAAAUAUUUCAUAGAUUUAUUGUGCAUGUUUGUUUUAAAUGAGAUGAAAAAUAGAAAGAAUGAAUUAAGAGACUUUAGUUUUGUAAUUAACCAAUAUUAGAUUACAUUGUACAGAUAAAACGAAUAUUCAAGUUCUUAUUAUACAUAAAAAAGGAAAGGAAAGAAAAUAGAGUUAAAUGUGCUUUUUUAUACAUGAAAAAAUUAGUUAAAAAUAAAAUGAAAAGUAAAACAGAGCUGAUUUAUUAAGUGAUGAGAAGCGUUGAAAUAAAAAAAAAUCUCCUCUAACUUGAAAAGAAGAAUGUAAAAUUUUCGAGAUAAAGAAUUUCAUUUAUUUUCCGGCGAUGAAAAUUGAAGAAAAAAUAAAAAGAAAAAAAGUCGUGUAAAUAGUAAAUCAAAAAUGGAAGCAACAAUUUACUGUGAAUCAGAUGAAAUAAUGCUAUAUUUACUCUAAAUAGGUAAUGAUGAAGAAGAAGUAAAUGCUAUUGAUAAAUAAAAAAAAGGAAAAUAAAUGAAGAAGAAACAUAAUAAAUAGAUGAUGAUUAAAAGAACAUAAAUGAUAUAUAAAACUUGCCAACCUCCAUAUUAUAUUUACGAGAAAGAUAUAACUGUAAAAAAACUAUGUUAAAUAAAUUAUUCGAAUAAAUGAAAUAACAGAAAAGAGGAAAUAAAUAAA
Messenger RNA from Lutzomyia longipalpis, 6353 nucleotides. It is a transcript of the gene kek5, whose product is annotated as leucine-rich repeat-containing protein 24. Lineage: Eukaryota; Metazoa; Arthropoda; Insecta; Diptera; Psychodidae. The transcript is spliced from 6 exons. The record is from RefSeq and is a predicted model, not a curated record. Gene Ontology annotation, molecular function: protein binding. Bases 1326 to 3662 code for a protein of 778 amino acids.